Messenger RNA from Acanthosepion pharaonis, 669 nucleotides. The record is from the annotation of a GenBank genome assembly. NCBI's taxonomy places the organism in Eukaryota, Metazoa, Mollusca, Cephalopoda, Sepiida, Sepiidae.
AUGACUAAGGGUUUCCAUGUCAGCAGAUUAACUCACGAUUUCAUGCAAACGCCUGCCGGUUGUAAGGGUCGAAACGUUGUCACAAUAGUAACUAAAACGUGGGCUACUGCUUCUUGUUGUUCUUCUUUAUUUCGACCGCCUCUGACACUGACUCCUACCUUUUUCGUUUUUUUUACCAUCCUUUCUCUUUCUUUUUUAUCUCCACAUCCUCGUUCGUUUCCUUCUCACAUGACAUUCGUCUCCUUUACUUUAUUGUCCUUCAUCGUCGACGCUUUUUUCUUCUGUACCUUUAACCUCCAUAAACUUCUUCAUUUUCUUUUUCUUCUCUGUUUUCAUUUGCUUUUUCUUUUUACCUUUUCCUUUGUUUUUUCGUCUUUUCGUUUCCCUUGGCGGCGACUUCUUCUUCUCCUCCUCCUCCUCCUCUUCUUCUUCUUUUUCCUCUUAUCCUCCUCCCCCUCUUCUUCUUCUCCUCCUCCUCCUCCUCCUCUUCUUUUUCCUCUUAUCCUCCUCCCCCUUUUCUUCUUCUCCUCCUCCUCUUCUUCUUCUUCUUCUUCUUCUUCUUCUUCUUCUUCUUCCAUUUCCUUUUCCUUUUCUUAUUCUCCACCUUCCAUUUCUCUCUUUUCUUUCCUUUCCUCCUUUUCAUUCCCUUUACUUCUUCACUAUAACUAA